Molecule: messenger RNA, 696 nt
Organism: Arctia plantaginis
Lineage: Eukaryota; Metazoa; Arthropoda; Insecta; Lepidoptera; Erebidae
Source: the annotation of a GenBank genome assembly
AUGUUUAAGAUACUCCUAAUCACUGCAGUCGUCGCGACGGUCUAUGCAAGACCCCAAGAGGGACAUGGUCACAGUCAUGGUCAUGCAUACUCUUCACAGAACAUAGUACUUCACCAGGCUCACGAGACUAAGCAUGAACCUCAUCAUGAGCACCACCUCCAGAAACAUGAAGAACACCACAACUAUGAGGAACAUAAAGACAAUGAACACCACGGCCAUCAUGAACACCAUGUCGACUACUAUGCCCACCCGAAGUACGAGUUCGCAUAUGAAGUUAAGGACCCCCAUACCCAUGACUUCAAACACCAACACGAACACCGUGAUGGUGAUGUCGUAGUUGGUGAAUACGCUUUACAUCAGCCCGAUGGUACCAUCAGAAUUGUGAAGUACCACGCAGACAAAAAAACUGGAUUCAAUGCUGAUGUCAAAUAUGAGGGUCACGCCAAACACAUCGUACUUCUAGUCACAGCAGUCAUCGCGACGGUCUAUGCUCGACCCCAGGAUGGACAUGACCAUAAUCAUGGCCAUGCAUACUCUUCACAGAACAUAGUACUACACCAGCCCCACGACACUAAGCAUGAACCUCAUCAUGAGCACCACCACCAAGGACAUGAAGAACAGCACAAACAUGAGGAACAUAAAGAAAAUGAACACCACGGCCAUCAUGAACACCAUGUUGACUACUAUGUAUGUUGA